AUGUUUGGGGUGAGGACUCUGCUGAGUACAACAACUUUAAUAUUCCUCUAUUUUGAUAGAGAUGGUGUUGUUUGUUGUUGUGAUUUAUACUACUUUGAUACAGUAGUUGUAGAAGUACUAAAUGAUUUAAUUGAUUGA
Molecule: messenger RNA, 138 nt
Organism: Heterostelium album PN500
Lineage: Eukaryota; Evosea; Eumycetozoa; Acytosteliales; Acytosteliaceae
Exons: 3
Coding region: 1-138 (45 amino acids)
Source: RefSeq, a predicted model, not a curated record